AUGGGAAACAAGAUCAGCAGAAGACGGGACACUGCACCAGCCGAGCAGAAGGCUGCAGAGGAGUCAAUCGACACUCAGGAAGCUGUGGUGGAGGCAGUAGCUGAUGCGCCAGUGGUGGUUGCAGAGGCGACUGAACCAGUAGUAGAAUCGGUGCCAGCACCGGUACAGGAGGCUGAGCCAGAGCCCCCCAAGCAUGCCAGUCGUCCCGGAGCCAAAGCCAGUCGUCCCGGAGCCAAAGCCAGUCGUCCCGGAGCCAAAGCCAGUCGUCCCGGAGCCAAAGCCAGUCGUCCCGGAGCCAAAGCCAGUCGUCCCGGAGCCAAAGCCAGUCGUCCCGGAGCCAAAGCCAGUCGUCCCGGAGCCAAAGCCAGUCCCCCGGAGCCAAAGCCAGUCGUCCCGGAGCCAAAGCCAGUCGUCCCGGAGCCAAAGCCAGUCGUCCCGGAGCCAAAGCCAGUCGUCCCGGAGCCAAAGCCAGUCGUCCCGGAGCCAAAGCCAGUCGUCCCGGAGCCAAAGCCAGUCGUCCCGGAGCCAAAGCCAGUCGUCCCGGAGCCAAAGCCAGUCGUCCCGGAGCCAAAGCCAGUCGUCCCGGAGCCAAAGCCAGUCGUCCCGGAGCCAAAGCCAGUCGUCCCGGAGCCAAAGCCAGUCGUCCCGGAGCCAAAGCCAGUCGUCAUAGAACAGGAGGCUGUCCCAGAGCCAAACCUCUCCCAGGAGUUCCUCCUACAGCCAGUCAUUCCAGAGCCCUUCCUCUCCCCCGCCCCUCUUCUGGGUGUCCCUGAGCUGACCCCUGAGCCCCUCGAUGCUCCCCCCUCCCACAGAUCUGCCCCAGACCAGCCCACAGACCUGGGGGGUGCAGGAUCCUAUGACGACAAUGUAAAGGGUGCCUGGAAUUCUGUCUCCAUCCCAGAGUCCAAAGAAACCCCGGAGAAGCCAGCAACCAUGGCGGAGAAGCUUCUGUGUGAUGUCAUGGGCAGCGAGCUGAGCAAAGCGGAUUCUUCAACCACUUAGACCUGACGGCCGACGACAUCAUGGUCAAUGAUGUCAUAGCAGACGACAUUCCGGAAGGUGACGUGUCCACUGAGCUGAUAUGGGAGGAGAAAAUAAAAAUAAAAACUAGAAGAAAAAAAAAUGGACAAUGAUGUUCUAAAAGAGGCAGACGCAGCAGAAAAAAAAUGUACAAAAAAAGAAUACAACUUUGAUCUGAGAAGGUUAAAGGGAAAACUAAGACCGUGAAGUAGCAUUCAGAUAAUCUGAGACCUGGGAUGUAUUCCCUAGGAACCAAACAGAACCAAGCGUAUGCAAAUGGAAUUAAACUGGGUGGGACCUACCUGAAUUUGUCCAAUAGAAAUUCUAGUUUCUGUUGCGAAACAUUUUGGAAUAAUGAUUAGACCCCAGGUAAUAGACGUGCCUUUCUUUCUGAGUGUAGGUUUACUAAAGGGAUUUGGUGAUGGGUGGCCAGGGCAGAAGUGUACCCAUCAUCGCCCUCUGAGCUAUAUAGACAUAACACUGCAUAGCAGAACACUUACAGUAACUAUAUAUGGUAACUAUGUAUGACAAGACGUUUGCCUUGGUGUGUACACCUGAUGAAUUGUAACAACAUUUGAAAUCGGCCUACAUUCUAUGAUGUACAUUCAUGCUUGGACUCUCGCAAUCCUUCCUCUUUAACUCUGAAAUGGAGGUGACCUUGUUAUAUUUUCUUGAUGGUGAGAAGUGGUUUGGAGGAAUGUAUUAAAGGUGAUGGUCUGGUUGUGAAAAUAAAAUAAGAUUGUUCCACCUUGAA
This is a messenger RNA of Oncorhynchus gorbuscha (pink salmon), 1774 nucleotides long. Its product is annotated as proteoglycan 4-like. The record is from RefSeq and is a predicted model, not a curated record. Bases 1 to 1002 code for a protein of 333 amino acids. The transcript is spliced from 2 exons. Lineage: Eukaryota; Metazoa; Chordata; Actinopteri; Salmoniformes; Salmonidae.